AUGGUGACACGCUAUCUGACUCACUGUCCCCAGGACACAGUGACCUUCCUUGACGUGGCCGUGAACUUCACCGCAGAGGAGUGGACGUGCCUGGAUGCCUCUCAGAGGAAGCUCUACAGGGACGUGAUGCUGGAGACCUACCAGCACCUGCGGGCCGUUGGGCAUUCCGGGGUGAAGCCUGCGAUGAUCUCCUGGCUGGAAGGAGGAGCCUUGAGUCCCGGGAAAAGACAUAUGUGUGCAGAACUUAAAUCACAGCUUCAGGACAUGGCACUGCAGAAAUUUUAUUUGGGAACAAGGUCAUUGCAUACAAGUCAGCUGAAACCUCCUCUGUGUGAGUACUGUGGGAAGGCCUUCCUUUCCUUCUCAGAGCUUUCUGAACAUAGGAAGAUGCAUACUGGAGAAAAGCCUUAUUCGUGUCAGGACUGUGGGAAAACCUUCAGUUCCCACCCAAGCCUUUGCGGGCACAAAAAAAGUCACAACGAACAGAGAUCACAUAUUUGUAAGGAGUGUGGGAAGGCUUUUGUGUAUUCCGAAAAGGCAUGA
Messenger RNA from Sorex fumeus (smoky shrew), 543 nucleotides. Its product is annotated as zinc finger protein 58-like. Gene Ontology annotation, biological process: regulation of DNA-templated transcription. Lineage: Eukaryota; Metazoa; Chordata; Mammalia; Eulipotyphla; Soricidae. The transcript has 6 exons. The record is from RefSeq and is a predicted model, not a curated record. The coding region runs from base 1 to 543 and encodes 180 amino acids.